GCGUCAGAGAGGCGCGUACGUUACGUGAGUACUUCGGUCCCCAAAACAAGUUUGAAAGUGAAGGAGGAAAAUAUAGAUGGGGAACGGGGAGGGGGGGGGACAGGUGACAACUGGCAAGCGGACUAACGCAGACUAUCAAAAAUGAGGAAUGAAACGCAAAAGAAAUGGAAAAAUAAAAACAAAUUACCAGUCGCAUGUCCAGCCGUUUGUUGGUAAAGGCACACGAACUCCGAAUGCAAAGAAUAAAGACAGGUUUGAACAGUACCCGGGAAGAACGAACUAAUCACAAAUUCAUAUUGAAAGGGAUCUGAAUAAAUUAAAGAUUUCUCGAACUUUCCAUCUGGUAGCAGUGCCUGGCUCCAGGUCCACUAAAACAGCAAUGAUUAAAAGAAAACGUGCUUUUUUAUUCCACACUAAACUGGCUGCUCUAAUGGUCUACCGGUAAUGAAGUUACAUUGGUGGAAAACCGAGAAAUCUCUUCUUUUUCGUCCAUUUGUGCAUUUCGAAAAAUAAGUUUUGCCUUUGAUUGUACUGGUAGUUGUGCGAAUCAACUAUCAACUACCGAUUCACUGUGGAUGCAAGCACAGGGUUUGUUUUCGACAUCUGUGAUCGAUCAAAUAUACCGUACGGAGCCAAGCAUGUAUCUCUAGCUAAAUACAGUGCCCUGGAAAUACGCAACGUGUAGGGCGACGUGUAUUUAUGUAGAUAAAAUACCGAAUUCGGAGGUUUUUUUAAAGGGGGGUGUGUGCGUUACUGCAAUAUUUUUGGAGAGCACUUUGUCGACGCCAGGCCGGUGAAUCCCCGGCCUAUCGUGUCUCGCCAUCCCGGGGACGGAGCGCUGUGCAGCGGCGAGAAUGGCGCCGCGGCUGCAGCUGGAAAGGGCAGCCUGGCGCUGGAUCGAGGCGGUGAAACCCGAGGAGGUGAGCGCGGAGCACAUCGAGACGGCGUACCGCAUCAGGCUGCCGGCGUGCAAGAGGGGUUCCUGCAGAAGGAACUGCAAGGCAAAUCCCAACUGCUUGGUUGGCAUUGGGGAGCACCUCUGGCUGGGAGAGAUCGAUGAGAAUUCCUUCCACAAUAUCGAUGAUCCAAAUUCGGAAAGAAGAGACAAGAAUACGUUUGUAGGGCUGACCAACCUUGGAGCCACUUGCUAUGUGAACACGUUCUUGCAGGUGUGGUUCCACAACCUGGAGCUGCGGCAGACUCUCUACCUGUGUCAGAACCCCAGGGCAGAGGAACACGACUUAGAUUCAGAUUAUGAACCGCAGACCAUAUGUGAACAUCUGCAGUACUUAUUUGCCUUGCUGCAGAACAGCAAUAGACGAUACAUUGACCCCUCAGGUCUUGUGAAGGCACUAGGGCUAGAUACGGGGCAACAGCAGGAUGCCCAGGAAUUCUCAAAGCUCUUCUUGUCACUGUUGGAAGAUACACUUUCCAAACAGAAGAACCCAAACUUGCAGAAUGUCAUACAGCAGCAGUUCUGUGGACAGUUCGCCUACGUUACUGUGUGUAACCACUGUGGCCGUGAAUCACAGCUUUUGUCCCGCUUCUAUGAGCUGGAGCUUAACAUUCAAGGGCACAAGCAGCUUACAGACUGCGUGACUGAGUUUCUCAAGGAAGAAAAACUGGAAGGGGACAACCGCUAUUUCUGCGAGAGCUGUCAGAGUAAGCAGAAUGCCACAAGAAGAAUAAAACUCCAGAGUCUUCCUCGCACCCUUAACCUACAGCUCAUGAGAUUCGUCUUUGACAGGCAAACUGGUCACAAGAAGAAGUUGAACACAUUCAUUAGCUUUCCUGAAACCUUGGACAUGGGUCCCUUCUUGGAACGGAACGAUGUGAAAUGCGUCUAUGAGCUGACCGCAGUGCUGAUUCACCGAGGUGUGAGCGCCUACUCUGGUCACUACAUUGCCCACGUGCGGGACACCAGGACUAAUGACUGGUACAAGUUUAACGAUGAAGAGAUUGAGAAAAUGGAGGGCAAGAAACUUCAGCUGGGAAUCGAGGAAGAUAUAGCAGAAACGUCGAAGUCUCAAACACGUAAACCCAAGUGCAGUAAAGGUUUCCACUGUUCACGGAAUGCGUACAUGUUAGUCUACAAACUGCAGAACGAAGACAAAGAUCAAGCUGAGAUUAAUGUUCAGGUACCAGCUUUCCUGCAGAAGCUGGUGGAAAGGGACAACAAGAAGUUUGAGGAGUGGUGUAUGGAAAUGGCUGACAUGCGAAAGCAGAGUGUAGACAAGGGCAAAGCCAAACACGAAGAGGUGAAGGAGCUCUACGAAUUGUUACCUGCUGAAGACGGCCAGCCUUUUGAAUUUGUCCCGCUGGAUUGGCUAAAGAAAUGGCUGGAUGAUUCCACUGUUACCAAAUCUAUUGACAACUCUAAGUUCCUCUGUUCUCAUGGGAAGCUACACCCAGACAAAAUAGGAGAUGUGAAACGGAUAUCUUUAAAAGCUGCAGAAGUUUUCUUUCUUAGAUAUGGAGGAAGUCCCAGAUUAGAUGCUUCAUCACUCUGUCAGGAUUGUGUAGUACAGCGGUGUCGAGUGCUGCGACUAAAAAACCAGUUAAAUGAGGAUUAUAAGGUUAUUUCCAACCUUGUAAAAGUUGCAGUAAGCAGUAACGAGGGGUUCUGGAUCGGCAAGGCCUCUCUCCGAAGCUGGCGGCAGCUGGCCCUGGAGCAGCUGGAGGAAGACGAGGAGGAAUCCAAGCACACUAAUGGGAAGACCAAUGGGGAAGGCCCAGCAGUCCUGGAGGCCAAGGAUGGAGCAGUUCCUGAGAACCAAGAGGCAGAAGAUGAAGAGAAUUUAAAUUUCAACGAAGACAUACUCUGUGCACAUGGUGGCCUUUGCAUAUCAGAAAAUGACAGAAAGCUCAUUUCUAGUGAAGUCUGGAGGAAACUGAAAGUGUAUUUUCCAAAAGCACCAGAGUUUUCAAGCACACAGGACUCUUGUCAAGAGUGCAUGAGGCUGGAAAGGGAGGGCAAAGAAAAUGAAGCUUUGAACAGGAUGAUGGCACAUGAGCAAAAGACGUCUCUGCUCAAUCUCUUCCACGAUAAAAACAGACCAACUCUCCAAAAAUGGCCUGAGGACACAGAUUGUCUUUACAUUGUCUCUUUAUUCUUUGUAGAAGAAUGGAGGAGAUUUAUCAGGAGACCCACGAGGUGUAACCCUGUUUCCAACGUGGGCAACAGUGUUCUGCUUUGUCCACAUGGGGGCUUCAUGUUCACUUUUGACUCCAUGGCGAAAGGAGACGCCAAACAUAUAGCUCUGCUCUGGCCGAGUGAAUGGGAGGUCAUAAGCAGACUUUUUCUUGUGGACCAGCCUAUUAAAAUUUAUAGGCUGGUGGACAUGAUCCAAAACUCUUCAAACUCUGGAUACCGGACUGAUCCAGAACUUUGUCUGGAUUGCAGAGAAGGAUUGUUGUUUCAGCAGCAAAGAGAUUUGCGUGAAUAUACCCAGGCCACUGUUUAUGUCCGCAAGGUUAUCGACAAUAAAAUGGUAAUGAAGGAAGCUGCUCCCGAGUUUAAUGUGAGUGGUUCAGAUGCCGAAGAUGAGAGAGAGGAGCCAAAAGUCGAAGGAGAAAAUGAUCCUGAUUUUAGCCAGUCCCACGAUGGGACCAAGCGCCAGAAGCUGGGCGACUCCGGCACGGGCCCCAGCUCCCAGCUGAGCUCCUUCGUCAUGCCCCAGAAGACGAGCAUCCGGAGGAGCACUCGGCACAGGAAGGUCCGCGGAGAGAAGGCUCUCAUUGUGUCGGCUAGUCAGACGCUGAAAGAGCUCAAGAUACAGAUUAUGCAUGCUUUUUCUGUGGCUCCAUUUGACCAAAACCUGUCUGUGGAUGGACGCAGCCUGACAGAUGAUUCAGCAACCUUGGGCAGCCUUGGAGUCAUUCCCGAGUGUGUUAUUUGUUUAAAGGCUGACGAACCAAUAGCUGAUUAUGCAGCAAUGGAUGAUGUAUUUCAAGUCUGUAUGCCUGAAGAAGGAUUUAAAGGUACUGGUCUUUUAGGACACUGAAGCAAACUUCAACUACGAGGAAGCAGAAAUUUUACAAAAGACCAAAAAUCUCGACAUGGUUGAAGUUGAAGAUGGUAGCUGAUCAAGAAUGCGGGGAAGGUGUUUUAUUUUCUUUGUGACUGUUUUGCAAAUUCUGUUCUUCAUAAGUACUUUAAAAUACCUGCUCGCUUUUAAUAUUUAAAGAUGUUUAUGCAUUCUCAGAGGUAUUGGGUGUCGUCAUCUUUGAUUUAGGACUUGAAAUAUACAGAAUUGAGGGCCUGUGCAAGCGAACUGAAGCCUCCAGACUGGCACGAUGCCGUGCAAGGUUUUUUUAAACAAAUGAUCAAGAUCCAGUUUUUUUUUCUAAGAGGAAACGGGUUUUAAUACUCACAAGUGGAUUUUGUUCUGGAGUUCUUAAGUAACAUCUUUAAUUUUGUCCAGACCAAUCUAAACAUUGUAGUUAGAGACACUGGCAGUGUGAGGAUUUCCAUAAAAGUGAGCUUUUUGCUGUCUCUGAGUACUCUUCAAUAAAAGAAUGCUCUCGCUGUUAGUUGCUCAUAGCAAGUGCUUUAUUGAUGUCAUCAGUCCUAAUGUUUUCAAAGAAAUUAAAGAAUGCAUGAGCUAUUUAAAUAUUGAAAAUGUAUCCGUAAUUAGUGUCUAAAAUGAGGCCUCUCUCAAGCCCCAGACAUAUUUUAGGCACUCAGUAGGAAAAAAAUCAGGUUUUAUUUUCUGUUCAGUUUUCAUUACCUUGCAAAUGUGGCAUAGAUACUGCAGCCUAUAGUUGGAUUCAAGCAUUUUUGUUCACUGUUAACUCGUUUUAUUGUUAACCGUCUUUCAUAUUUGCAUUAAAUUUUUUUUCCAAUUUUAAAAA
Molecule: messenger RNA, 4854 nt
Organism: Lepisosteus oculatus (spotted gar)
Lineage: Eukaryota; Metazoa; Chordata; Actinopteri; Semionotiformes; Lepisosteidae
Gene: usp48
Product: ubiquitin specific peptidase 48
Biological process (GO): protein deubiquitination
Cellular component (GO): cytosol; nucleus
Molecular function (GO): cysteine-type deubiquitinase activity; protein binding; cysteine-type endopeptidase activity
Source: RefSeq, a predicted model, not a curated record